UUCCUGUUGAGACGUGGCUCCGGGGCGGCCAUAUUGUGCGGAGAACCGACAGAACCCAAGUAACCAGUCAGGCCCGCCGUCCACUCCUAGACCCCGGCAAUCAUGGUGCUGCUGGCUGCAGCCGUCUGUACAAAGGCUGGUAAAGCCAUUGUCUCGCGGCAGUUUGUUGAAAUGACCCGCACGCGGAUUGAAGGGCUGUUAGCUGCCUUCCCCAAGCUCAUGAACACAGGAAAACAACACACAUUUGUGGAAACAGAGAGUGUGCGGUAUGUUUACCAGCCUAUGGAAAAACUCUACAUGGUUCUCAUCACCACCAAGAAUAGUAACAUUCUUGAGGAUUUGGAGACACUCAGACUUUUUUCCCGCGUGAUUCCUGAAUAUUGCAGAGCUCUGGAGGAAACCGAAAUCUCAGACCAUUGUUUUGACCUAAUCUUUGCAUUUGAUGAGAUUGUUGCGCUGGGCUACAGAGAAAACGUAAACCUGGCCCAGAUAAGGACAUUCACAGAAAUGGACUCUCAUGAAGAGAAGGUGUUUAGGGCCGUCAGAGAGACCCAGGAACGAGAAGCAAAGGCAGAGAUGAGACGUAAGGCCAAAGAACUGCAACAGGCAAGGAGAGAUGCAGAACGCCAUGGCAAAAAGCCUCCAGGAUUUGGUGGAUUUGGCUCAGGCAGUUCCUCUAUUUCUAGCAGUGCAGCCACCAUAAUUACCGAGACCAUCAUGGAGCCAGAAAAGACUAAGACUGCUCCUAUACCAUCCAGAUCUUCUGGUUCGAGCAAAGCCCUGAAACUUGGGGCCAAAGGGAAGGAAGUGGACCACUUUGUGGACAAACUUAAAUCUGAAGGGGAGACCAUUGUUACUCCAUCUUCUGGCAAGAGACCUUCAGAGGUCGCCAAGGUGCUUUCCCCACCUGUCAACAUGGAAAGUGUCCAUUUAAAGAUCGAGGAGAAAAUCUCACUGACCUGCAGUCGGGAUGGUGGACUACAGAAUAUGGAAGUCCAUGGUCUAAUAAUGCUUAGAGUGACCGAUGACAAGUAUGGAAGGAUUCGUGUUCACAUUGACAAUGAAGAUAAAAAAGGUGUACAGCUCCAGACUCACCCUAAUGUGGACAAAAAACUUUUUACAUCAGAUUCAGUUAUUGGACUAAAAAACUCAGAAAAAUCCUUUCCCCUGAAUAGUGACGUAGGAGUGCUAAAAUGGAGACUACAGACAACCGAUGAGUCAUUCAUUCCUCUAACCAUUAACUGUUGGCCAUCAGAAAGUGGAAAUGGCUGUGAUGUAAACAUAGAAUAUGAGUUGCAAGAGGAUAGACUGGAGCUGAAUGAUGUGGUCAUUACUAUCCCUCUACCGGCUGGAGUUGGUUCCCCAGUUAUUGGGGACAUAGAUGGAGAUUAUCACCAUGACAGCCGCAAGAACACACUGGAAUGGACUCUGCCAGUAAUUGACUCUAAAAACAAGACCGGAAGCCUUGAGUUCAGUAUUGCUGGGCAUCCCAAUGAUUUCUUCCCUGUUACUGUGUCCUUUGUAUCUAAAAAGAACUACUGUAGCUUACAGGUGACCAAGGUGACCCAGGUGAACGGUGACGGCCCUGUGAGGUUUUCCACUGAGACUGCCUUCCUGGUGGAUAAAUAUGAGAUUCUGUAAUCCUCCUGCAGAGUGAGGGUCCACUACGUUAACCUUUUUCUUUGCGAUUUCAGAUAGAAACAUCUGAAGGAUUUUUCUUUAUAGUCUGAUCAGUUCAGGCAGACAGAAAAUACAUUUUGACAGAUAUUUGUCCACUCCUCCCUCAAGGAGGGAAUCCACAGAAUUAAUUUUCUGUUUUGCUCCAAACACAAAUCCCUAUUUUGAAUAUGGGCAACGUAUUUGCAUAUUCUGUUGCAGGGAAGAUGUAUUAUUUCUCCCUACACCCCCUAUCUCAAUAUUGUGGAGUGCAGUCAUUGAAAACAAGAAUAAUUUAUAUAUCUGAAGUCCUUUCUGUAGGUUUCUGGAUUAAUCUAAUUUUCUGCUUCAGUUUUUGUUAAGGUACAUUUUCCCUUCUUUCAUUGGAGGAGAAUCUGUGCUGUUAAUUGAAAGGAGACCGGGGAGGUUUAAGGAGACAUAUGAUUUUCUGGGGAGGGUAGGAAUUAAGGGGACAUGUUCUUUUUUGUAACCCUGUAUAACUGCAUAGAGGAAACGCACAUUCCAUAGCACACAGAAGUAUUGUUCUGUAAUCCAAUAAACAAAUCAAAAUUGA
Pelobates fuscus (common spadefoot toad) is the source of this 2230-nucleotide messenger RNA. It is a transcript of the gene ARCN1, whose product is annotated as archain 1. Gene Ontology annotation, cellular component: COPI vesicle coat. Bases 103 to 1641 code for a protein of 512 amino acids. The transcript is spliced from 10 exons. The record is from RefSeq and is a predicted model, not a curated record. Lineage: Eukaryota; Metazoa; Chordata; Amphibia; Anura; Pelobatidae. Gene Ontology annotation, biological process: Golgi localization; endoplasmic reticulum to Golgi vesicle-mediated transport; retrograde vesicle-mediated transport, Golgi to endoplasmic reticulum.